This is a messenger RNA of Condylura cristata (star-nosed mole), 3230 nucleotides long. RefSeq names its product zinc finger protein 35 (gene ZNF35). The record is from RefSeq and is a predicted model, not a curated record. Bases 187 to 1770 code for a protein of 527 amino acids. Lineage: Eukaryota; Metazoa; Chordata; Mammalia; Eulipotyphla; Talpidae. The transcript is spliced from 5 exons.
GGGGUCCCAACCAGCCGGCCUCCUGAGCCAGAGCCCCGAGCUGGUGGGUCUCAGCGCGGGCUCGAUAAUACUCAUCCUGGCCCUGGGGGAGAAACUGAAGAAGUUUUUGAAAUACAAAGAGUAAAUGGGGCUUGACCUCUGCUGGGCAGCCCCCAGCUCUAGGCAUUCCCCGGCUGAGCAGAGAAGAUGACUGCAGAAUUGAGAGAGGCCAUGUCCCUGGCCUCUUGGGGCCCUGUGACAGUGAAGAAGGAAGAGGAAGAGGAGGAGGAAAACUUCUUAGUUCAAGCUUCCAGCCAGCAUGUGUACUCUGAGAACAUCAAAGUCUGGGCCUCUGGGGAGUGUCCUCAGACAGGCCUAGAUGUAUCAAAACAGGAAGAAAAGGGUCAAAACAUGUUCUGGGACAUGGCAGUGGUCCUGAAAGCAACGCAGGAGGAGUCUGCUUCUUCACCCCUUGGCAGUUACUCACUACCGGGGACUCUGGCCAAGAGAGAGAUACUGGAGACUCCUGGAAACAUGACCACUCUAGAUGCUGAUUCCAAGAACCCACAGUUCUUGGUUCCAAAAACUGAAAUAUGUGAUGAAACAGAAAAAGCCUUCCUAAUAUCAGAACAAGUGCAGAAAGAUGACCCUCCAGGACCUGAGUUUGGAGAAACCUGUGAAAAAGGGAACAUGUUAAAAAGGCAGAGAGUAAAGCGGGAGAAGAAAGAUUUCAGAGAAGUGACAGUGAAGGACUGUCACAUACCUGAAAACUUCAAAGAGGAAGACCAGAAAUGUCACAAGUAUGGGGAAAGGUACAGCUUUAGUUCUGGUCCUGCUAAAAAUCAGAAAAGCCAGCCGGGGCAGAAACCUUUCACCUGCAGCGUGUGUGGGAAAGGGUUUAGUCAGAGUGCAAACCUCGUGGUGCAUCAGCGGAUCCACACUGGGGAGAAGCCUUUUGAAUGUCAUGAGUGCGGGAAGGCCUUUAUUCAGAGUGCAAACCUCGUCGUCCAUCAGCGGAUCCACACUGGACAGAAGCCGUAUGUUUGUUCAAAAUGUGGGAAGGCCUUCACUCAGAGUUCAAAUCUGACUGUCCAUCAAAAAAUCCAUUCCUUGGAAAAAACCUUUAAGUGCAGUGAAUGUGAGAAAGCCUUCAGUUACAGCUCGCAGCUUGCUCGGCACCAGAAAGUGCACAUUACAGAAAAAUGCUAUGAAUGUAAUGAGUGUGGGAAAACAUUUACCCGGAGCUCAAACCUCAUUGUUCACCAGAGGAUCCACACCGGGGAGAAGCCCUUUGCCUGUAAUGACUGUGGCAAAGCCUUUACCCAGAGUGCAAACCUUAUUGUGCAUCAGCGAAGCCACACCGGUGAGAAGCCAUAUGAGUGUAAAGAGUGUGGAAAAGCCUUCAGUUGUUUCUCGCACCUUAUCGUGCACCAGAGAAUCCACACUGCAGAGAAGCCGUACGACUGCAGUGAGUGCGGAAAAGCCUUCAGCCAGCUCUCCUGCCUUAUCGUGCACCAGAGGAUACACAGUGGAGAUCUUCCUUACGUGUGCAACGAGUGUGGGAAGGCCUUCACGUGUAGCUCAUACCUACUUAUUCACCAGAGAAUCCACAAUGGGGAAAAACCCUACACUUGCAACGAGUGUGGCAAGGCCUUCCGGCAGAGGUCGAGCCUGACCGUGCACCAGAGAACCCACACUGGGGAGAAGCCCUACGAAUGUGAGAAGUGUGGGGCGGCUUUCAUUUCCAACUCUCACCUCAUGCGGCACCACAGAACCCAUCUUGUUGAGUGACAAGUAGAGGAAGGGGAAGACCUUAGCCAUUGAGCAUAACUCCACCCCCAAAUUAGACUCUGCCUUGCUGUUUCUUUCCUUUAUAAAAUGAAGUCUGCUGUGUCUUUAAGAGCGACCGUUUUCAGGGAUGCAGCACAAAACAAAAGCAGACAUUUUCAGAGGCUAAUGUAAAGAACAUGAAACCAAGCGCACAAAGCAAAGCCUUUGCCCUGAGUGGUCACGAUUUCUAAAAUUCAAUGUGGCUUUCUUAGAAAGGGGUCAGACAAAGCUAAGUGAUAAAGUUCCCAUUUGGGAAAAGAUAUUUUUUACUUAAUUUUGUUUUUUAAAACUUGGGAUUUUUUGAACAGCAGGCAGGUACCUGUGUAGGUCUGUCUGGUGGAAUUCUGGAGCUUUGAACCUUGUUUGCUAGUAUUUUGAGCUAACUAGUGGCUAGUUAAGACAACCAGUUGGGGUAACCAUUCACCUCUGAGCAUUUAUAAGUUUUCCAUUCCCUCGGUAAUCUUUUUUUUUUUUUUUUUUAAACUAAAAGCCAAUGAACUAUCUACUAUUACUAAAACAGAAGUAGGGAAUGGCCCUUUCUUUCCUUGUCUCUUGAGCCUCGUGUGCUGAGCUCUGGGCCCCUCUGAGGAGUCUCUUCUGCCUUUCUCCAGUCUGUAUGGCCAAGUUCUUGAGGCUGGAUGGAGAUAGCAUACCAGGGCCCAAGUGUUUCUGGGCUGUAUGUUUUGCUAAGAUCAGCAGUUCUCCAAAUAACCUAGCCCUUAAUACCCAGGACAUUCCAUUUGAGCGAGAUUCUACAAACAGCUUCCUUGAUGGAAGAGUCAAAGAAUAAAGCUUGCCUAGAGACAGGCUUCCUUGUCUUCGCUCUCAUUCUGCUCACAUCCAGCCAGGGGCUCAUUGGGGUUUCGAUCUCACUUUCUGAUGGUCUUUAGAGGAAAUAUAGAGCUCUUUUGAUUUUUGAGAGGAUCAGAGAAAGGAAAGGAAAGGGAGGAGGCAAGCGUGGGAGUCCCACGGUCUUGAUUUGUCAUUUCUUAAGACAUUCAGAGGGAUUGGAAUGUGAAAACUUAGAAGGAUGAAGAAACUGGCCAAGCUCCUCCAGCCUCUGCUCUGGUCGGUCCUCCGUGUUAUCUCUGCUCACUGGUCUCCUGUUACCCUGGGCUCUGUUGUGUCCUGAGUACUGUCUUACUCUUCAUUCACCCCCUAAUUUAUCUGCCUCCUCUCUUUUGGUCAUCUGCCAAGAAAGAGUAUGUGGAAAUCAAAACUGUUGAGAACUUGUACGAGUAAAACAAUUUUCUCUGCCCUCACAUUUGGUUUGUAAUUGGGCUCUGGAAUUUUCAGUUGAAAAAUUUCUCUAGAAGGUUACAGUCGUACAGCAUCACCAUUGCUAAGAAAAUGUCUGAGCCUCGUUUUCGUUUUUCUGACAGUCAAUAAAUACUAUUUACACUGCUAUGGUGUGUCUCCCC